GAUUGUGGUCUCUCAAGUCCCGGCUACCUUGUUUGAGCUCUUUGAUGUCUUUAAAAAGCUGGGGUUUUAAAUUUAUAUUUUACUCCACUGUUAUAGUUACUCUUGGCAGGAGGUUGGUCUGACAGGUGUUACUCUGUCUUAACUGGAGUUUGCAUGAAGUUAACCUUUCUCUCUUUUUGUGUUUUCAUCGGGGAAGAAUAGCUAGGUUUAAAUGAGGCAACUUCACUGAAGAAUUUGGUAGAUAGUGUGUGUUCGUGUGUCUUGUUCUUUUCAUAUCAAUAAAAAAGUAAAUUUAAAAAAAGGGAAGUAAAUUUCUCCCCUUACUUGCCUAGCCCAAAGGCUCAGCCUUGUUUACUGAAUAGACCCUAAAAUGUUGCUACAUUUAUAUAGUAGAAACAUAACUACCCUUUCUUUUAGCAUGAGAAAUGGCUUGAAGAAUAAACCCUAAACAGAGAUGUUAAGACUAAUGUAUUUUUAUCAUUUCCUGUUGCUUUCAGUUUUUUUUUGACUGAGGUGUGUUUUGGAAUGUAUUUUUAGAGGUUAUAAAUUAAUCUAAAUAUAAACCAUUACAAUAUCUGUUGAGAACUUGGGUUUGUUUGCACUAAGGUGUCUUCUAGGAAACCCUGGUGGCGUAGUGGUUAAGAGUUCACCUCCUAACCAAAAGGUCGGCAGUUUGAAUCCACCAGGUGCUCUUUGGAAACCAUAUGGGGCAGUUCUGUUCUGUCCUGUAGGGUCGCCCUGAGUCAGAAUCGACUCAACGGCAAUGGAAGGUAUCUUCUGUUGGUUCUAUCCCAGUACUCAUGUAAACAGUGACAUACUUACUCUUUAAACUGUGCCUCAGUUUAUUCAUCUGUAAAAUGGCGAGUCGUGUUACCAAGUUCAAAUAAUUGUUACAGGGAUUAAAAUACCAUAAUACAUAAAAGCACUUAAAAUAGUACCUGGCACUCAGCAAUUGCUUAAUAAAUGGAGGUUGUGUGAUAGAAAUGAUUUUUUAAAACAUUUUUUUCUUUUGUAGGUGCUGACUUUGGGUUGCUUUUCAAAACGCUGGGAAUGGUAGUUUCUACUUUUCAGGACCUCAAAACAAGCUAAAAAGUGUCCUGUGUAAAUAAAGUGACGCCUCUUCUGCUGUCCUUUUGCAUUUGGAGACCCCUUUGUUUCCUAUCUCCGAGGAGUAUAUAUCGAGUACAGUCAUUAUGAACGUGACAAGUCUAUUUUCCUUCACAAGUCCAGCUGUGAAGAGACUUCUUGGGUGGAAACAGGGUGAUGAAGAAGAAAAAUGGGCAGAGAAAGCUGUUGAUGCUUUGGUGAAAAAACUGAAGAAAAAGAAAGGUGCCAUGGAGGAACUGGAAAAGGCCUUGAGCUGCCCAGGGCAACCAAGUAACUGUGUCACCAUUCCCCGCUCUCUGGAUGGCAGGCUGCAAGUGUCCCACCGGAAGGGACUGCCCCAUGUCAUUUACUGCCGCGUGUGGCGCUGGCCUGACCUUCAGAGCCACCAUGAACUGAAGCCACUCGAAUGCUGCGAGUUUCCUUUUGGGUCCAAGCAGAAGGAAGUCUGCAUCAACCCCUACCACUAUAAGAGAGUAGAAAGCCCUGUUCUUCCUCCAGUGCUGGUUCCAAGACAUAGCGAAUAUAAUCCUCAGCACAGCCUCUUAGCUCAGUUCCGUAACUUAGGACAAAAUGAGCCUCACAUGCCACUCAAUGCCACUUUUCCGGAUUCUUUCCAGCAACCCAACAGCCAUCCAUUUCCUCAUUCACCCAACAGCAGUUACCCAAACUCUCCUGGAAGCAGCAGUAGCACCUACCCUCACUCUCCCGCCAGCUCAGACCCAGGAAGCCCUUUUCAGAUGCCAGCUGACACACCCCCACCUGCUUACCUGCCUCCUGAAGACCCCAUGACCCAGGACGGCUCACAGCCGAUGGACACAAAUAUGAUGGCGCCUUCACUGCCCACAGAAAUCAACAGAGGAGAUGUUCAGGCAGUUGCUUAUGAGGAACCGAAACACUGGUGCUCUAUUGUCUACUAUGAGCUGAACAAUCGUGUGGGUGAAGCGUUCCAUGCCUCCUCCACAAGUGUGCUGGUGGACGGUUUCACUGAUCCUUCCAACAACAAGAACCGUUUCUGCCUUGGGCUGCUAUCCAACGUUAACCGGAAUUCCACUAUUGAAAACACGAGGCGGCACAUUGGAAAAGGCGUUCACCUUUAUUAUGUUGGAGGGGAGGUAUAUGCCGAAUGCCUCAGUGACAGCAGCAUCUUUGUGCAAAGUCGGAACUGCAACUACCAUCAUGGAUUUCAUCCCACUACUGUUUGCAAGAUCCCUAGUGGGUGUAGUUUGAAAAUUUUCAACAACCAAGAAUUUGCUCAGUUAUUGGCACAGUCUGUGAACCAUGGUUUUGAGACCGUCUAUGAGCUCACAAAAAUGUGCACUAUCCGCAUGAGCUUUGUGAAGGGCUGGGGAGCAGAAUACCACCGCCAGGAUGUUACUAGCACCCCCUGCUGGAUUGAGAUACAUCUGCACGGCCCCCUACAGUGGCUCGAUAAAGUUCUUACUCAGAUGGGUUCGCCUCAUAAUCCCAUUUCAUCUGUGUCUUAAAUGGCCUCAGGCUUCUGCCUCUUGAAAACUAUUGAGCCUUGCAUGUACUUGAAGGAUGGAUGAGUCAGACACAAUUAAGAACUGAAAAAGGAGCCUUGAUGAUACUUGACCUCGUGACCAACUGUUGGAUUCCGAAAUCUAAAAAAAUUUUUAAAAAACCUUGGUAACAUACUGUUGAUAUCAAGAACCUGUUUAGUUUACAUUGUAACAUUCUAUUAUAAAAUCAACUAAAAUGCAGACUUUUAGCAGGACUUUGUGUAUAGCUAAAGGAGAGAUGGCCAAGCCAGAGACAAAUUAUCUGUUGGAAAAAAUGAUCUUAAGAGAUUCUUUUGUGUUUGGCACUUUAAGGUCAUCGUUUGGCAGAGGUUUAGCAUUAAUGGUUAGUUUUUCUGAAGUGUGUUUUUAUCAGGUUUAGAGCCCAUGUUGAGUCUUCUUUUCAUGGGUUUUCAUAAUAUUUUAAAACUAUUUGUUUAGUAAUGGUUUUUGAUUAUUUGUUUAAGUAAAGGUUAAUCUUGAUGAUAUACAUAGUAAUCUUUCUAAAAUUGUAUGCUGACCAUACUGCUGUCAGAAUAAUGUUAGGUGUAUGCUCUUUGCUAAAUAUGUAUGUACAGAAUAUUUGGAAGUUAAGAAUUGAUUAGACUAGAGGAUUUAGGAGUAUCCGAGGGGGUGGGGGGAGAGGGAAAUGACAACUGCAAAUGUAGAAUAUACUGUAAAAUUUCAGUUUGUUGCUUUAAAGAAACAAACUGACGUCUGAAUUUUGCUGUGUUUCAAUUUUUUAGAGUUUUUAUCCUACUUUUAACUUUUUUUUUCUUUUUUGCAUUCUUCUAUCCUCUCCAAAAAGCAGUUAUGCAGCUGGUUAAUUCAUAGAACUGUGAGAGCAAAUGAAUAAUUCCUGCUAUUCUGAAAUUGACUGCCUGUAUGUUUCAAUACCAAUUAUAUGGAGUGCUUAAAUUUAAUAAGCAGUUUUAUGGUGUUUACGUUACAGAAAUAGGCUUUAAUUUUCAAGUGAAUUAUUUGCCAAACCUAGUAACUGUUAAAUAUUUGGAGGAUUUAAAGAACAUCCCUGUUUAAAUCCAUUUCAGACUUUUAAAAUUUUUUUGUACUAUGUUUGGUUUUAUUUUUCUUCUGCUCAUCUUUUAUAUUCACUUAAACACUCUAGUACGUUCAGUACUUUUAUUCCAAAACUAGUGAGUUUUCUCUACUGGAAAUUUUAAAUAAACCUUUCAUUACUGCUUACUUUGAUUAAAAAUUUGUUGUUUCCUUGCUUCA
Molecule: messenger RNA, 3860 nt
Organism: Trichechus manatus latirostris (Florida manatee)
Lineage: Eukaryota; Metazoa; Chordata; Mammalia; Sirenia; Trichechidae
Gene: SMAD1
Product: SMAD family member 1
Exons: 6
Coding region: 1194-2591 (465 amino acids)
Biological process (GO): anatomical structure morphogenesis; regulation of transcription by RNA polymerase II; BMP signaling pathway
Cellular component (GO): heteromeric SMAD protein complex
Molecular function (GO): DNA-binding transcription factor activity, RNA polymerase II-specific; I-SMAD binding; RNA polymerase II cis-regulatory region sequence-specific DNA binding
Source: RefSeq, a predicted model, not a curated record